CUGCCGCCCCCCGGCUCAGGACGGGGGCCCCGAGGUGUCCCGCGGCUCAGGGCCCCGGGCCGCCCUCGACGGGAGACCCCAGCCUGGUCCCGCUGCUCGGCCCGCCGGGCCGCCGACCCCCGGCGCUACCCCCCGGGGGGCAAGGCGACGACGAGGACGAGGAAGAAGACGAGGAGGAGGAGGAGGAGGCGGCGGCGGCGGAGGAGGGCCGGGAGGCCGCGGGGGGCAUGUCUCGGCCCAGCAGCGUGAGCCCCCCCGGCCUCGGGAACCCCCUCCGCGGGGGCGCGGAGCUCCGCUCGGCCUGGGCCGAGGCCGAGUCCCGGGCCAACGGGUUCCCCUGCCCGCCGGGGCCGGGACCGGCCGAGCCCGGGGGCCCCGACGGGGCGGGGGGCGGCGAGGACGCGGACUCGCGCGGGAGCCCCGCGGGCCCGGGGGCGGCGCCGUCGACCCACGCGCGCUGCUGCCGGGGCCUGGCGCACAUCUUCCGCUCCAAGAAGUUCCGCUCGGAGAAGCUGGAGCGGCUGUACCAGCGCUACUUCUUCCGACUGAACCAGAGCAGCUUGACCAUGCUGGCCGGGGCCCUGGCCGUCGUGGGCCUCGUGCUGCUGGGCCUACACGCCGCCCGCGGGCGCGACCACCUGCCCUUCGCCGCCGUCCUGGCCGGCGCCGUGGUCGCCGUGCUGGUCCUGGCCGUGCUGUGCAACCGGGCGGACUUCCACCAGGACCAGCUGGGCCUGGCCUGCUACGCGCUCAUGGCCGUGCUGCUGGCCGUGCAGGCGGCCGGGAUCCUCCUGCCGCCGCCGCCGCCGCACAGCGCGUCGGACGGGCUCUGGUGGACCGUGUUCUGCGUCUACACCGUCUACACCCUCCUGCCCGUCCGCAUGCGGGCCGCCGUGCUCAGCGGACUCCUGCUCUCCGCCAUCCACCUGGGCCUCGCCCUGCGCGCCCGCGCCCACGACCGGGCCCUGCUCCGGCAGCUCGUCUCCAACGUCCUGAUCUUCUCGUGCACCAACCUGGUGGGCGCCUGUGCUCAUUACCCGGCCGAGGGCUCGCAGCGCCAGGCCUUCCAGGAGACGCGCCAGUGCAUCCAGGCCCGCCUGCACUCGCAACGGGAGAACCAGCAGCAGGAGCGGCUGCUGCUGUCGGUGCUGCCCCGGCACGUCGCCAUGGAGAUGAAAGCCGACAUCAACGCCAAGCAGGAGGAUAUGAUGUUCCACAAGAUUUACAUCCAGAAACACGACAACGUCAGCAUCCUCUUCGCCGACAUCGAGGGCUUCACUAGCCUCGCCUCGCAGUGCACGGCGCAGGAGCUGGUGAUGACCCUCAACGAGCUGUUCGCCCGCUUCGACAAGCUGGCCGCCGAGAACCACUGUUUACGGAUCAAGAUCCUGGGCGACUGUUACUACUGCGUGUCGGGGCUCCCGGAGGCCCGUGCCGACCACGCCCACUGCUGCGUGGAGAUGGGCAUGGACAUGAUCGAGGCCAUCUCGCUGGUGCGGGAGGUGACCGGUGUGAACGUGAACAUGCGUGUGGGCAUCCACAGUGGCCGUGUGCACUGCGGCGUGCUUGGCCUACGCAAGUGGCAGUUUGACGUCUGGUCCAACGAUGUCACCCUCGCCAAUCAAAUGGAGGCAGGUGGUGCAGCAGGGCGCAUUCACAUCACAAAGGCCACGCUCAACUACCUGAACGGAGACUAUGAGGUGGAACCGGGGUCCGGGGGCGAGCGCAACGCUUACCUCAAAGAUCACAACAUCGAAACCUUUCUCAUCGUUCGUUGCAGCCAGAAGCGGAAAGAGGAAAAAGCCAUGAUCGCCAGGAUGAACCGACAACGUGCCAAUUCCAUCGGCCACAACCCGCCCCCCUGGGCUGCUGACCGCCCCUUCUACAGCCACCGGGGCGGCGGCCAUCAGGUCUCCAAGGAAAUGAAGAGGAUGGGUUUCGAAGACCCCAAGGACAAGAACACUCAGGAAAACAUGAACCCCGAGGAUGAGGUGGACGAGUUUCUGGGCCGAGCCAUUGACGCCCGAAGCAUUGACCGGCUGCGAUCUGAGCACGUGCGGAAAUUCCUGCUGACCUUCCGGGAGCCCGACCUGGAGCAGAAGUACUCCAAGCAGGUGGAUGGCCGGUUCGGAGCUUACGUGGCCUGCGCCUCCAUCGUCUUUCUGUUCAUCUGCCUCGUCCAGAUGACCGUCGUGCCCCACUCCAGGUUCAUGCUGGGCGCCUACCUGGCCGCUGCCCUGAUGCUCACAGCUGUGGUGUUUGUGUCCGGGGUCUACACCUGCACCACGCUGUGCCCGGCGCCCUUGCAGUCGCUGUCCCGGAAGAUCGUCCAGUCCCGCAGGAACAGCACGGCGGUCGGUGUCUGCACCAUCUCCCUCGUGUUCCUGUCCGCCUUCGUCAACAUGUUCACAUGCAGCCGCGUGGACCUGCUCAGCUGUCUGGCGGCCGAGCACAACGUUUCACGGAACGAGGUCAACGCCUGCCACGUGCUUGCGUCUGAGUUCAACUUCACCCUGGGCGCUGAGCUGACCUCCUGCGGAAGCUCUCAGCCUCAGUGCCACUUUCCUGAGUACUUCACGUACAGCGUGCUGCUGAGCCUGCUGGCCUGCUCGGGGUUCCUGCAGAUGAGCUGCCCGGGGAAGCUGGCGCUGCUGCUGGUGGCCGAGGCGGUCUACGUACUGAUCGUCGAGGGCCCCGCCGCCGCCCUCUUCGACAAUGCCGACCUGCUCAACGCCGCCGCCGACGUCCUGGAUUUCCAAAACGGGACCAUGGAAUGCCACCCCCAGGAAACCAAGGUGUCCCUGAAGAUCGUGACCCCGCUGGUGAUCAGCGUCUUCGUCCUGGCCCUCUACCUUCACGCGCAGCAGAUGGAGUCCACAGCCAGGCUCGACUUCCUCUGGAAGCUGCAGGCCACGGAGGAGAAGGAAGAGAUGGAGGAGCUGCAGGCGUACAACCGUCGGCUGCUGCACAACAUCCUUCCCAAGGACGUGGCCGCGCACUUCUUGGCCCGUGAGCGGCGCAACGACGAGCUGUACUACCAGUCCUGUGAGUGCGUGGCCGUCAUGUUCGCCUCCAUCGCCAACUUCUCUGAAUUCUACGUAGAACUGGAGGCCAACAAUGAGGGCGUCGAGUGUCUGCGCCUGCUCAACGAGAUCAUCGCAGACUUCGACGAGAUCAUCAGCGAGGACCGGUUCCGGCAGCUGGAGAAGAUCAAGACCAUCGGCAGCACGUACAUGGCGGCGUCGGGCCUCAACGACUCCACCUACGACAAGGCGGGGAAGACCCACAUCAAGGCCCUGGCCGACUUCGCCAUGAAGCUCAUGGACCAGAUGAAACACAUCAACGAGCACUCCUUCAACAACUUCCAGAUGAAGAUCGGGCUGAACAUCGGGCCGGUGGUCGCCGGGGUGAUCGGGGCACGGAAGCCCCAGUAUGACAUCUGGGGAAACACCGUGAACGUGGCCAGCCGCAUGGACAGCACUGGCGUCCCUAACAGGAUCCAGGUGACCACGGACAUGUACCAGGUACUGGCGGCCAGUACGUACCAGCUGGAGUGCCGCGGCGUCGUCAAGGUCAAGGGCAAAGGGGAGAUGAUGACCUACUUUCUCAACGGCGGACCCCCGCCCAGUUAGCGGCGGGCAGGACGGCCCCUCCCUCCCUCCCUCUCCCCUUCCCUCCCCCACCUUGCCCGGGCUGGAAGCCGGGCCGGGGUCUGUCGGCCG
Ornithorhynchus anatinus (platypus) is the source of this 3722-nucleotide messenger RNA. It is a transcript of the gene ADCY5, whose product is annotated as adenylate cyclase 5. Gene Ontology annotation, cellular component: plasma membrane. NCBI's taxonomy places the organism in Eukaryota, Metazoa, Chordata, Mammalia, Monotremata, Ornithorhynchidae. The coding region runs from base 228 to 3632 and encodes 1134 amino acids. Gene Ontology annotation, molecular function: adenylate cyclase activity. Gene Ontology annotation, biological process: cAMP biosynthetic process; intracellular signal transduction; adenylate cyclase-inhibiting G protein-coupled receptor signaling pathway. The record is from RefSeq and is a predicted model, not a curated record. The transcript is spliced from 22 exons.